Molecule: messenger RNA, 1952 nt
Organism: Alligator mississippiensis (American alligator)
Lineage: Eukaryota; Metazoa; Chordata; Crocodylia; Alligatoridae
Product: A-kinase anchor protein 4-like
Exons: 1
Coding region: 235-1461 (408 amino acids)
Source: RefSeq, a predicted model, not a curated record
GAUUAAUACAGCCUAAGGAUAGCAGGCUACUGCUGAACCAGGGCCAUCACAUCACUAGCUGCUGGUGAAAAUGGAUCUUUGUGAUGUCACUGCUGCUAUAGAAACCGAGAGGCAACACAGUGAACAUUAUAUCUGGCAUCAAAAGACCAUGGGACGUUGAGAGAGGAGGCAACAUCGAGUCUGGCAGCUCAACAUCACUGCAGCUCAACUGAGGGAAGAACACUUUAUGGAGAGAUGUCCAACCAAAAGGGCUGCAAACAAGGAGAAAAAUCUUCAGAUAAGCAAAUGCAUCAGCAAGUCAAAAACUCCAGGCAAGAUGAAUAUGGUACUUCUGUCAACAAAGAGCUAAUGGUUUAUGCAAACAAGGUUGCUUCAGACAUGGUGUUCUCAUUCUUGAAGACCAUGAAAGUUGAAAAGAAGGGCAACAAGCAUGCUCCAGCUUGCCUGGUUUUGAAGACAACAGCUCUCAAACACACCAGAGAUGUUAUAUCAGACUUGAUAGACUCAAUAAUGAAAAAUCUGCAUAGUGUUACAGGUGAGCUCAUGACAGACUCUGGCUUCGUUGCUACUGUGAAGAAAAAUCUAUUCAGUGUAGCGAAUCAGAAGUCUACUGAAAUUCUGGAAGCAAUGGUUAAACGCCUUUUUCAAGCCCUAGCAGGAGAAGAUAAGGGACAAUCCAGGUCUCAAAGUCUAGCAUUUACAUCACUUAAAACAGGGUCCCAGGACCCAAAAUCUCAAGCCAUGCAGUUCACAGCAAUGCAAAGUGCAAUGCACAACUCUGGAAAAGACAAGGAAAAAGGAGGAAACAAAUCUCAAUCGUCUUCAUGCAAGCCUUCAGAAAAGCACUGCUCAAUGGAUAAGUAUGCAAAAGACCUCAUUGUGACUGCCUUAAUGUUGAUACAGCAACAUCUACUGCAACAGACAAACAAUGGUAAGGACUCUAGCGAAUCACAUGCCACUUCGUUUGGGUAUGUUUCCCGUGAUGCACAUUUCGAAAAAGCUGGGAACAGCCAAAGCUCCAAAUCCCUUGCAGAGGCUUCUGGGUCGAGGCCAACAGGGACAAGGAACGAUUACCAACAGCAGCUCUACUCCCAAAAGGGAGAUAUAUCAAGUGUCCUCUUGUCCAUCAUACAGAAGGUCUUGCAUGAAGCUGGGUUCAAUAUAGAAGACAGCUCCAGCGAAACAAACAAGAGCUUCAAGCAUACCCCUGCCAGCGAAUGGGAGCCUGGCAAACAGGCCGUAGCCAAACAGCUGAAUUCAGCCAUGGAGCAGUCUGACAAUAUGGAUCAGGUCAACAAGCAAUUUUUUGACCAACUGGUGGAAUCUGUGAUAAAGUUAUGUCUCUUCAUGGUCAAAGGCAGUGGCACUGAUAUAGCUCUAGGUGACUUGUCAGAGGAACCCAAUGCAUUUGGUACCUCAUCUGCAAAAGCUCAAGCAACACCCAGGAGAGCUUUCCAAUAAAAACAGAACAGAAACCCAUUUACAGGUUCGUCUUCGGGUUCUCAAGUAGUAGUGACCAACCAGAAUGCCAACAGCAGCUCACAAAACAAGCAGCUUCAGUCUAUCUCACUCAGUUCAAUGUGCCUAAUCUGUCAUUCAUGCAUGGAAAUAAGAAGGAUCUGAAGAAGCUUUCUCUGCUGGCUGAAAAGUGGCCACAAAGGGCUACAGCGUGGGGGAUAUUCUUCAGGAAGUGAUGAGGUACUUAGAAAAACAACAGUUUGAUGCCACUGUGAGAAAUGUAACUUGCUGUAGACUGAUGGUCUGGUUGAUUAAUAAUCUUUAAGGAAACGCCGACUCCCCCUGCCUCUCAACUCACUUUGACCCAGCCAAAGCACCCAAACCAGCUCUCUGCUGGCACAAACACGCACGUUUGCAAGGGACAGCUCUGCAUUGAAUUCAACAGUCUGUCAUACACAAGCUGGGUAAGAUCAUCAAUAAAAAAAAUAAAAAAA